Triticum urartu is the source of this 492-nucleotide messenger RNA. The record is from RefSeq and is a predicted model, not a curated record. NCBI's taxonomy places the organism in Eukaryota, Viridiplantae, Streptophyta, Magnoliopsida, Poales, Poaceae.
AUGCUCGUGGCGCUGCUGCUCGGCCUCAACAUGUACCGGAGUGCCAUUACCGCUGCCCUCACGCUCAUCUUCCUUGACAUCAAGGACGCUCGCCUCUGCCUCGAGAAGGUAAUUAUCUAUCUAUCCGUCUGCCCGCUGACCCAGUAUAAGAACUUCAAGGAAGGGCACAAGAGGAUCCUUGUGGCUACGCAUUUGGUUGGCAGAGGGAUUGAUAUUGAGCGUGUAAAUAUUGUCAUAAACUAUGACAUGCUUGAUUCUGCUGAUACAUACUUGCACAGGGUUGGAAGGGCUGAGCGUUUUGGAACCAAAGGGCUUGCAAUAACAUUUGUUGCUUCUGCCUCUGACUCUGACGUCCUCAAUCGGGCGCAAGAAAGGUUUGAGGUUGACAUUAAGGAGCUGCCUGAGCAGAUCGACACUUCAACAUACAGUAAGUAGUCUUGUUGUCUAGAUCAAGUGGUGCAUUGGUGUGUCUUGAUACCUAGAUAGUGUUGU